Molecule: messenger RNA, 888 nt
Organism: Sus scrofa (pig)
Lineage: Eukaryota; Metazoa; Chordata; Mammalia; Artiodactyla; Suidae
Product: olfactory receptor 51B2-like
Biological process (GO): G protein-coupled receptor signaling pathway
Cellular component (GO): plasma membrane
Molecular function (GO): olfactory receptor activity; G protein-coupled receptor activity
Source: RefSeq, a predicted model, not a curated record
AUGUGGCCCAACAUCAGUGCUGCCCCCUUUGUGCUGACUGGCUUCCCAGGUCUGGAGGCAGCUCAUCCCUGGUUCUCCAUCCCCCUGCUGGUGGUCUACAGCUCGGUGCUUCUCGGCAACGGCUCUCUCCUCUCCCUCAUCAGGGCGGAGCGCAGUCUCCACCAACCCAUGUACUAUUUCCUGGCCAUGCUGGCCGGCACGGACCUGACCGUGACACUGGCCACGAUGCCGACUGUCCUGGGUGUCCUGUGGCUGAAUCAGCGAGAGAUAAGCCACGGAGCCUGCUUCCUGCAGGCCUACUGCAUUCACUCCCUUUCCAUCGUCGAGUCGGGCAUCCUGCUCGCCAUGGCCUGUGACCGUUUCAUUGCCAUCUGCAUCCCUCUGCGGUACAGCUCCAUUCUUACCAAAUCCCGGGUGGUGAAGGUAGGCCUAGGGGUACUGAUGAGGGGCUUUGUGUCCCUCGUGCCCCCUAUUCUGCCCCUCUAUUGGUUCCCAUAUUGCCACUCCCACGUCCUUUCCCACGCCUUUUGCCUCCACCAAGAUGUCAUGAAACUCGCCUGUGCUGAUAUUACUUUUAAUCGUGUGUACCCCGUUAUUCUGGUUGCUCUGACUUUCUUCCUGGAUGCUCUGAUUAUCCUUGUCUCUUACAUCCUCAUCCUUAAGACUGUGAUGGGCAUCGCCUCUGGAGGGGAGAGAGCCAAGGCGCUCCACACGUGUGUCUCCCACGUCAGCUGCGCCCUAGUCUUUGCCCCGCAUGCAGUGCACAUGACCAUGAGCUACGUCUACUUCCUCUUUCCUCCGUUCAUGAACCCCCUGAUAUACAGCGUCAAGACCAAGCAGAUUCAGAGGCGCAUCAUUCGCCUCUUUUUUGUGCGCGGUAGGGCUUGA